Messenger RNA from Naegleria lovaniensis, 2328 nucleotides. RefSeq lists its product as uncharacterized. The coding region runs from base 1 to 2328 and encodes 775 amino acids. Lineage: Eukaryota; Heterolobosea; Eutetramitea; Acrasida; Naegleriidae. The record is from RefSeq and is a predicted model, not a curated record. Gene Ontology annotation, biological process: nuclear envelope organization. Gene Ontology annotation, molecular function: protein-membrane adaptor activity. The transcript has 5 exons. Gene Ontology annotation, cellular component: nuclear envelope.
AUGAGCACGGUUUCGUUGACUCAAAAACCUAGCUCCACAUCAACGGCUGAUACGAGUGCCACCACUCCGUACGAUUCUCCACCAUUGAAUGCUCGGAACAAGCGUGGACAUCAACCCAGCACCAGUAUGGAGCAAGGAGGUAUCGUAGAGUCUCUGUAUACUAACACCAACAACGAAGAUGAAAAUGAUGAUGUAGAUUUGUUGGAAGAAAAUAUAAAACGUAAUACCGGAAGAAAUAGCUCGGUAAAGAGAAAGAAAAAUCGGCUAGAUUCGGAAACAAAAAAGAGAAAAACACAAACAGUGGAGGAGCAUCACGAUAGUGAUGAUACUAGCAGUGAGCAUCAUGAACAGUUUGAAAGAGGAUGUGCUAACAAUGAAACGAGUCAAAGUGAGCUGGAUCACACUGAAAACAUUACAUCCCGUACUACAACGAGUUCAAGAAGUUUAAAAGCUCACAAACUUUUCAAGAAAACAUCUCCCAAAAGUAACACAGACUCUCUCAAACUCAUACAUUUAGCACUACCAGUCUAUAACAACAAUCAUGGUAACGACAAAACAAAAUCAUUCUCACCAUUUCCUCAAAAUUUCGAAGCAACAACAACAAGCCAUACCAAUGAUAUGGUUGUAGCUGAACCUAAGCAUUCUGUAGAGGAUACAUCCUCUUCAAGAAAAAUGAUUAUCAUUUCAAUAAUUUUUAUUUUCGUAGCCCUUGUGUAUAUUAUACUUAAGCACAAUGAAUUGUACACUCAAAUAGAAUCCAUGAGCAACAAGACAUCUCUAUUGCCAGAAGAUCAAAAAAAAGUUUUUCAAGAUUUUCUUCAAAACCAAAUUUCAUACUCUCAAAAGCAACUAUUAGAAUCCGUAAACAUCAAAUUAUCAGACUUAGAAAAGAGAGUUAACAUUGAAUUUGAGAAGAAUAUGAAUAAUAAUAUUCUUUCUGUUAAGAUAAAGAACCAAAAGGAUAUGGACAACAUGAAAGAUCUAAUAUUGGACAAAGUAUUUUCAGAAAUCGAAAAAGUCUUAGACAAACGACUGGGACAAAUAACAGAGAGCCAUAGAGAAGAGAUGGUUAAAAUUAAGGACGAAAUGGACAACAUUAUUCCUUCGAUGAAAUCUUUGAUUGACGAUUCACUUUCUAAAUACGCUGCAGACAAGAUUGGGCUUGCUGAUUACGCUUUGAGCUCGUUGGGAAGCAAAGUAGUAGAACACUCUCCGACUUACAACCCCACAGCUGGAUUUUGGCCUCUAUUUUCUUCUAUCAAACGACCUGAUAUUAUUUUGACAAGCGAUACAACCAUUGGGAAUUGUUGGCCCAUGAAAGGAGGUUCUGGUUUCGUCGUUAUUGAACUAGCUAGCCCGAUAAUACCCACCGCGUUUUCCAUUGACCAUGUUCCACGAUCGCUGACUCCUAAUUUCUCGUCAGCUCCCAGACAAUUUACAGUAUUUGCAUAUGAAAACAGCACUUCUCUUGUAAAGAUACACACCUUCGAGUAUGACAUUAAGGGACCAGCUACACAAACCUUCUAUGUUGAAGAGAAAGCUACGAGAAAAUAUCAGAGAUUUAGAUUCCAAAUAAGCUCUAACUAUGGAAAUCAUCUCUAUACAUGCUUGUACAGGUUGCGAAUUCAUGAAACUACUUCUGCUGACAAGACAUUUGCUGCUGGCUUGAUGCGUGUGUUGGAGCCAAUCACAACUGAAUACGACCAUCAAAUACGAGAAAUUCAACUCAGUCAAACCAAGCUUGCAGAACAAAUUGAUAAUCUUUCGAAGAAACUGGACCAAUGUAAAGAAGAUGCACAAUUUAUAAACGUUACACCCUACUUGCAGAAAUUAGCAAAUUCUCGGAAGAAAGUCAUUAACAUUUCGACCACACUGGGUCACAUUUCGGAUCGCUUGAAUAGACUCAACAAGCUUGCCAAACAAAAAUAUCCAGAGCUUGAACAACUUCGACAACAACGAGAGCGAAUGAAACAACAUACACCUACCACUCCUAAAUUGUCAUCAUCCCAACCACAAACAGAGGGUUUUAAUUCUUCUUUCUCAUCAUCAUCCACAACACCAUCAGAAAGCAAAGAGCUCUCAACCCCACCAUCCGAUUCAAACCUCCAACAACAAAACCCACCAGCAACAGCCACCGAGACUCCUCUCUCAUCUUCAAACCGUAACGAACAGCAAGUAGAAGCGUGGGCUCUGACAGAGCAAACGAGUAGUACUCCAAGGAAUGAAGCACAACAAGAGGAACAACAACAGCAAGAGCUAUCACAACAAGAGGAAGAAACACCAUCAGCCACGGAUGCAACCAAUAACAUCAGUACUGAAGACCAAUAA